ACGUAAGAGGCUAAUUCAGCAAAUUGUCAAUUUUUGUCGUUAUUUUGUUAUAUAUUUUACAAAAGAAAAGCUUUUCUACUAAAAUAAGGUUGUAAAUUAAGGAAGUUCAAGUAUUACUAAUUUUAUAUUGUAAAUAGAAGUUACUAAAUUCGUGUAUUUAUUUAUUACUCAACAAACACUGAUUGGUCCUUUCUGUGCGCUACGAGAAACGAUUGUAAACAUUUCUAUUUUUUAAGCCAUUUUGACAGUUCUUUUCUGUCUUGAGUCGUCUAUCAAUCAUGGAUUUUGAAUUAAGUAAAGAAAAUAUUUUACCCCUUGCUGGUGGAAGAAAUGCUCAACAAUUAACCAUGGCUUUGCAAGCCCAAUCAAAUAAAGAUGUACAGUUAGAGCUGUUACACCAGGGACAACAAUGGGAGAUGCGUAUCGAAUCGUACGUUGGAAACGACCCUUUAGAUAAUUAUUAUAAAUAUAUUUCUUGGAUCGAGCAGACUUUCCCUAAAAGCGGUCACGAGGGAAGUUUAUAUCCUCUUCUCGAGCGGUGCUUAGAAAUGUUUCAGGACGAUGUAAGGUAUAAGAACGACCCCAGAUUUUGUAAAUUGUGGAUCAAAUAUAACGAUACGAAACCAGACCCUUUAGAAUUCUAUCGUAUUAUGAAAAGCAAAGGCCUUUGCAUCGGUUGUGCCGAAUUCUAUAAAGCUUGGGCUUAUUAUUACGAAGCCGUUGGCGAUUUUCAAUCUGCAAGCAAGGUUUUCGAAGAAGGCAAACGGAACUGUGCACAACCGUACGAAGAAUUGGAAAAUGCCUAUCAACAUUUAAUAGUAGCAGCGGGAAAACAUGUGAUAUUUGGGCCUAAUGAAAGCCAUUUAUUAGCGAAACGCCAAGCUCUUACUGCACUUCACACCUUCAAGUCUGGAAAAGUCUCUAGCGUAAGGGUUCCAAGUAAUAACGUGGAAGCCGUUACAGUACCUUCUAGUAGCACCCCUCACUCUAGAAAUAACGCUUUAGUUUAUGUACAUGAGGACAAACCGGAUGAUGCACUGGGGGCAGCAGGAGCAGCAGCCGCAGUUUCUCCCGGGAUCAAUAUAAUUGGUAUAGCAAAGAAAUCGGAAAUGAUAAAGGAAAACCUGUUAAAACCAGGCCCUUGGACGGGAACUGUACCAAAGAAGAAACGUGUUAUUGAUCCCGUUGUUGCAAGGCCUGUUGCACAUUUUCUAGUACACGAAGACGAACCUCAGGGAAGCGCUGCAAACCUGCCCAAAACAGUAUGUGAAUCUCAAGACGAUGUGACUCAAUACAAAGUUUUGUUGUCACUCCCUGAAUUACACAAUCCAUCUGAUAUACCAAUGUACCCUAAGCAUUUAGUAUAUAGAGACAACACCGAGUAUAGUAUAGAAGAAAUUAGAGCAAGAAGAUAUGCAAAAACACGUAGCCAAGAUCUUAUCAUGGUAGACGAUGAUGAUGUGGAAUUUGUUCAAGAUAACUCCCAACAGCAUUCACAUGAUCUUCACAAACUGACGAAUCGGGAGCAUUUCAUGCAGCAACAUCGCCAGCCGCAGAACGUUUCGAGCGAGCAAAACUUCUUGUUGCAGCAGCAACAGCAACAACACCAUUUGCAACAACAACAACAACACCAAUUGCAACAACAACAACACCACCAAUUGCAACAACAACAACAACAGUUUUUGCCGCAACCACAGCAACCGGCCGGCGGUUCCCAAGCGCUUAUGACUCCGUUGCAAAGCGACAGGUCCCCGGGGCAAGUGAAAAGGCCGUCGACGCAAUAUCAGCAGAACGUUUCCAUGCACUCGCAACCGGGAAGCUAUCGAGUUCUACCCGAAGUUGAUAUCAGUAUGAAUUUAUGGGGCGACGAAGGCGACGCCGAAAUGUAUCGCGGUCUCGGUGCUUCUUUUCAGAUUUUCGAGCAGAAUUUUAGCCAACAACAGAAUCAGCCGAAGGGUAGCGCCAUGAAGACCUCUUUGCAGGUUUUGAAUGCCGACGAGUUGGGAGAAACUGGUUCUAGGGGAGGCAUGGACGUCGCCGUGACGGCCCAAGCGAACGAUUCCGCUAAGAAUGUAUCCCCGUUUAGCGAUAGCAGUUCGUCGAGAGAAAGCUUCGCCGACGUUAUGGACGAUUCCGUGAACACUAAGGUUUUCUUGCGAUUGGACGCCAUGAAAGUCAGUACGCCCGUAAUGAACAAAACCGCUUCUACAGCGGAUUACCAGAACAGCCGCGCGGGAACGACCAAAAAGCAGCUGUUCUUCAAACCAUCGUUGCCCAGUAAACAGCUUAGUGAUAUUCCGGAAGAGAAAACUCUGAGUUCGACUGGUUCGACUGCUUCGUCUGGUUCUACUGCUAACCACCUCCACAGUCCUAUAUCGUUAGAGCACAGCAACAAUCUGACACAAAAUCUGCAGGCUAACGCCAAGUUGAGGUCGAUUUUGAACGAUAUAGGAGCGGUCCAACCGGCCGUUAAUUCCGUGAACAUCUGCUUCAAUUCCUCUAUUUUGGAAACUUCAAAAAGGGAAAUACCGGCACCAGCCAGAGUUAAGCCUCUGGAAUACGUGCCUUCAGAUCCCUUUAAAAGUAGCUUGAUCAAUCACCUUUUGGUGAAAGUUGCGUUUCCGGGGCCCCAUACAUGCGGUUACUUAGAAAUACCGUUCAUACCUAGGUUAUGCAUUAAGAAGGAACCUACGAUUAUAGGCCCAGGAGACCAGUACAUAAUAGAUAAGCAAUUAGGAAAAGGAACGUUUGGAACUGUAUACAGGGCGAUAGAUUUAGGAAGUUCAACGACAGUAGCGAUAAAGCACCAGAAGCCGGCCAACAAAUGGGAAUUUUACAUAUGCAGAGAAUUGCAAUCGCGAUUGGCAAAGCAUAGUUUAAGAGACAGAUUUAUGGAAGUGCAAGUUGCUUACUUUUGCGAUCAAGCGUCAUUGUUAAUCUCUAAAUACAUGCCUGGUGGAUCGCUGCUGGAUUUGGCCAACAUGUACAAGCAAAACCACGGAAAAAUGAAAGAAUGCCUGGUGGUUUAUUUCUGCAUUCAGAUGCUCCAAAUUGUCCAGGCCAUGCACCAAGCGCAAGUAAUUCACGCCGACAUUAAGCCGGACAAUUUUUUGGUUUUCAUUACGCCGGAAAAUACCGUGGGCUUGCAACUUAUCGAUUUCGGUUGCAGCAUUGACAUGUCGCUAUUUCCACCUAACGCCUCAUUUAUGAGAAGAGUAACGACCGAAAACUUCGUUUGCUGCGAAAUGUUAGAAAACCGGCCUUGGAACUACCACACUGAUUUGUUCUGCAUAGCAGCUACUGCUCACGUAUUGCUUUUCGAUAAUUACAUCAAAUUGAAGAACGAAGAUGGAAUUUGGUCGAUAAGUCAAAGAUUUCCUAGGUAUCUAAAAGUAGAUUUGUGGAACAUGUUCUUCAGUAGUUUACUUAAUCAACAGACUGGUCCAGCAGAUGCAGCGACUCUUAUUACGUUAUUAGACGAGUCCUUGGAGUCAUUAAAUAGAGAAACAAAUACGGCGUUGCCUCUUCAGAUGAGACAUGUCGUAAAUUUACUUAACGGUAGAUAGUCGAUGCUUCUUAUAGUCCUUGUUUUUCAGAUAUGUAAUGUUUAUUGUAGUUUAGGCUUAUCUUUAAAAUAUUAUUUUUACAAGGCUGUUUUGAAAUUAGGUUUGUAAAAGAUAGUUUGUUUCUAUUAUAGAGUAUGAUUUUCAAUAAUUCAAAUAUAUGUUCGAUGUUCGACGAAUCACUCAUCAUUCGUUUUAAUUGAAUUAGGGCCAUUUCAUGGAAAGGGGGUUUU
Molecule: messenger RNA, 3796 nt
Organism: Phyllotreta striolata
Lineage: Eukaryota; Metazoa; Arthropoda; Insecta; Coleoptera; Chrysomelidae
Source: the annotation of a GenBank genome assembly